AUUCAUGUUAACUUGAAUGGAUCAGAACAAGGUAAAUUGAACAAGAUAUAUUCAUUCAAUUCCUAAGAUGCAUAGGCUUCAUAUUCCUGAGUGUCAAGUAAAGUGAUUUUGAGGUCAACAGGAACUAAAUGACACAAACCUAAACAAUUCAAACUAUAACACAUCACUUAUUUAGGAUGGACAAUGACACCUGUGGAAAGAUUCUGUAUUAAAGCCCAUCAGUGACUUUUCAUGUCUGAAAAUUACUUGGAUUACUUCAUAAACAAUUUUUACAAGAGGUAUAAAAUAUAUAAAUGCACAAGGAAGUCGCUUCUCCUUCAGGUCAAAAUGGCUGGCAGGUCUACUGGUUCAGCAUCAGGUCAGUGGCUGGAUGGUAUUCGAAAAUGGUACUAUAAUGAUGCAGGAUUCAAUAAACUGGGGUUAAUGCGAGAUGAUACAAUAUAUGAGGAUGAAGAUGUGAAAGAAGCCAUAAGGCGGCUUCCUGAGAACCUGUAUAAUGACAGGAUGUUUCACAUUAAGAGGGCACUGGACCUGUCACUGAGGCAUCAGAUUUUGCCUCGGGAGCAGUGGACAAAAUAUGAGGAGGAUAAAUUCUACCUUGAACCAUAUCUGUAAAAGUUUAUUCAGGAAAGAAAAGAGAGAGAAGAAUGGGCAAAGAAGUAAUCUUGUAAUUGAGAUUUACAGAUGCAUCUGUAUUUUUAUGAGGUUGGUUAAAUCUGAACCACAAUAAAUGUCUAUUGUAAUCAUAAAAAAAGAAAUGCACAGGGAAGCUGAGUAAUUGCUCUGAAUGUCACACUACUGCCAGUCACAUAUUUUCUAAGGUAAAAGACAAGGCCAAGACCCACAAGGACUGUGUACCAUAUGUUCUUCAGAACAAGAGGUGCUGUUUGUGAAUUACUGUAUGUGUAGUACUCUUGUGUGGCAAUUCACAGGGACUGUCUGGUGGAAAUAAAGAACUCAAGCUAUGUAAAACUA
Molecule: messenger RNA, 975 nt
Organism: Jaculus jaculus (lesser Egyptian jerboa)
Lineage: Eukaryota; Metazoa; Chordata; Mammalia; Rodentia; Dipodidae
Product: cytochrome b-c1 complex subunit 7-like
Exons: 1
Coding region: 232-615 (127 amino acids)
Biological process (GO): mitochondrial electron transport, ubiquinol to cytochrome c
Source: RefSeq, a predicted model, not a curated record